Dermacentor silvarum is the source of this 1907-nucleotide messenger RNA. Its product is annotated as gastrula zinc finger protein XlCGF9.1-like. The record is from RefSeq and is a predicted model, not a curated record. The transcript has 4 exons. Gene Ontology annotation, cellular component: nucleus. The coding region runs from base 314 to 811 and encodes 165 amino acids. NCBI's taxonomy places the organism in Eukaryota, Metazoa, Arthropoda, Arachnida, Ixodida, Ixodidae.
GCAGCUCGCCGCCGACGCUGCAACUGCCCACAAGAGCGCAAUCGCAAGCGACGCUGUCUGCAAGCGUCCCAGCCGUGCUCAGAAGAAGAUAAAUUACGCCGAGUGCGAUGACAGCGACAGAGAAUCGACCGACAAGAAAUUCUGGGCAGAGGACGUCGCCGCACCCCGCGUGGUCAUCUCUUGCGAGGACUGCGGCGAGCCCUUUCCCGAGAAGCAGCUACUGGACCACCACCGGCAACGCGAGCACCCGCAAAGGCGUCAAGGGAAGUACCAGUGCACCCACUGCCCUUACUCUAACAAUCACAGUAGCAAUAUGACGAAGCACGAGAGAAUCCACACGGGCGAGCGGCCGUUCGUGUGCAACGUCUGCGACAGGGGCUUCACCGAGCGCAGGAAUCUUAACAGGCACCUCCUGGUCCACACGAGGGAGAAGCCGCACGAGUGCCCAGGCUGCGGCCAGCGCUUUACCCGGGCGUCGGACAUGGCGCGUCACCGGAGGCGGCAGCACUCGGCCGAAAGCACUGGCCGAAAGCACAACGUGUGCCCCGAGUGUGGAAAAGAGUUCGCGAAGAGGGGUCACCUCACCAACCACCUGUUGACCCACACGGGUGAGAAGCCCCACGCCUGCUCUGAGUGCGGAAUGAGGUUCGCACUGCCCGGUCACGCUAGGAAGCACGAGCUGGCAGUGCACGGCCACCAGUACCCGCUGCACUGCGCGCACUGUGGCAAGGGGUGUCUGAGCAUGAACGCCCUUAGAAAGCACGUGCGUGCUCGUCACGGAGACGAUGACGAAGAGAACGACGACGACUAGUGAACCCAGUGGUGAAACAUUCGUCGGCCCAACCUCGGCCAUAUGCGCAAUGGCCAACCACGGAUUGCUUGGGCCAGCCUCGGUAGACUAGGUAGGGCCGUGCUUGGGGAUGGACAUCGGCCGACUUUAGGUUGCCACUGUAGGGCCGACCACUUAUGUCGACUUAAUCCGUAACAUUGGCCAUGCAAUCUUUUUGGUUGAUUGAACGUAGGGCAUACUACUGGUAAUGCCUGAGAUUGCCCAUGAUAGUUUUUCGGUUGGCUCUACAUAAGUCACUCACUAUUGCCAACAUGGCCAGUUUAAUGCCUCACAUGACCCAUGGUAAUGUUCUGGUUGGCUCUACAUAGGCCAAUCACUGUUGCCAGCCUGUCCGAUGUAAUGCCUCGCAUGGCCCAUGGUAAUGUAUUGGUUGGCUCUACAUUGGUCAACCGCUGCUACCAACCUACUUAAUUGCUCUACUCUACUUGCUUAGUCAAAUAAAACACCGUACAUCACAUGAAACUCAAAUUUAUUUCAAAAUAUCACAAAGUGGUUCUGAUGACUCGAAUUAUGAGAUCGUUGAUACUAUAUGUACAUAUGCUGUUGCUUUGUGUGCACAAUAAAACAAAAAAAGUUCGAAUGCUUAGUAAAAUAGAGACAACGGCACGGCCACAUUGGCCGCCAUCACGUUUCGCUACAAAAACAUUACUCUGUGUCGUCCGACACGGCCUGCUGCAGCCCUUAUCUAGGACAUCUUGGCGCCUCUCAUAGCGUCUGCCCUCCCGGUCAGUGGCACCAAUCAGCCAACGCUUGAUAAUGACACUUGUUUUCAAACACACACCAUCGUGGUUUGCCCUUGCACAACCUGCAACAAGUUAAAGAAGCAUAUAAGGGUACUGCAGCAGCGCUCUCUCAAAUGAAGCCAUUUUAGUGCAAAAUAAGCAGUUAUUCAGAUCUAUGAUGUAGCUAUACUACAAUAUAUACCUGCCCACAACAGAAGCAGGGUGAAAAGAUGGCACACACAUAAACAUAACAAAUAAGAGCACAAAAUGCUGCUGCAAGAAGGUGGCAUGAUUUGGCCAGUUUAUAGUAAAACACAAGGCUUCGAGUUGUCAGU